Hippoglossus stenolepis (Pacific halibut) is the source of this 4296-nucleotide messenger RNA. It is a transcript of the gene mpi, whose product is annotated as mannose phosphate isomerase. NCBI's taxonomy places the organism in Eukaryota, Metazoa, Chordata, Actinopteri, Pleuronectiformes, Pleuronectidae. The transcript has 8 exons. The coding region runs from base 57 to 1325 and encodes 422 amino acids. The record is from RefSeq and is a predicted model, not a curated record. Gene Ontology annotation, molecular function: mannose-6-phosphate isomerase activity; zinc ion binding. Gene Ontology annotation, biological process: GDP-mannose biosynthetic process; carbohydrate metabolic process. Gene Ontology annotation, cellular component: cytosol.
CAGAAAACCGGGAGGCCCGUGACGUCACUGGCGGACUGACAGCCGACGUUGCAGUAAUGGAGGAAGUGAGAGUGUUUCCCCUGACCUGUGCCGUGCAGAAUUAUGCAUGGGGGAAAAAUGGGCUGGACAGCGAAGUGGCCAAACUGGUGAGUGGCGGAGAUCCGCUCGCCGUGAUAGAGGAUGGCAAGCCCUAUGCAGAGCUCUGGAUGGGCGCCCACCCAAAAGGCGAUGCCCAGAUUAAAGACAACAGGAUUGCGCAGACCACACUGGGCCAGUGGAUCGCCCACUUCCCUGCCUGUCUGGGCUCCAAGGUUAAGGACACCUUCCAGGGUCAGCUGCCCUUCCUCUUCAAAGUGCUCUCUGUCAACACAGCUCUGUCCAUACAGGCCCACCCCAACAGAGAGUUAGCCGCUCGUCUCCAUGCUCAGUUUCCGGAACACUAUCCAGACAACAACCACAAGCCAGAGAUGGCCAUUGCGCUCACCCACUUCCAGGGCCUCUGUGGCUUCAGACCAGUGGAGGAGAUCCUGGGAUUCCUUAAAUGUGUCCCAGAGUUCCAUGCUCUGGUGGGUAACGACUCGUCAGUGGAGCUGCGGUGCAGCAUGGGAGAUGCAGUACGUACAGGCCAGGUUCUGAAGAAGUGCUUCACCAGGAUGAUGAACUGUGAGAAGAAGGUGUUUGUAGACCAGCUCAACAUGCUGGUGAAGAGAGUCACGGAGGAGGGUGCAGCAGGGAAGGAUACGUCGAGCAGCAACGGUGACCUGGUGCUCCGUCUCCAUUCCCAGUAUCCUGGAGACAUUGGCUGCUUUUCCAUCUACUUCCUCAACCAUGUGUCGCUGGAUCCUGGUCAGGCCAUGUUCCUGGGAGCCAAUGAGCCUCAUGCUUAUCUUUACGGAGACUGUAUCGAGUGUAUGGCCUGCUCAGACAACACUGUGAGAGCCGGUCUCACACCGAAAUACAUCGACGUCAACACGCUGUGUGAAAUGCUGAACUACAGCCCUGCCCCCGCCAGCGCCAAAAUCUUCCCUUGUGUCCAGGACGCCUCAGAUCCCUGUGUGUCACUGUAUGACCCCCCAGUGCCAGACUUCACCGUCAUGAGGAUACAGGUCCCAGCCUCAGUGAAGCAGUACACUUUAGCCCCAGUCGACAGUGCCAGCAUCGUCCUGGUCAUCGAAGGCGACGCCACGGCAACCUCCACUGCUGCUCUCUCUGAUGUCACACUGAGGCGGGGCACCGUCCUGUUUGUCUCAGCCAACGAGAGUGUGUCCCUGCACAUCACCUCCCCGUCAGGGAUGAACAUGUUUCGAGCCUGCUGCCUCCUGUAGUUGUGAGUCUGUGGCUGUGUGUAAAACCUCAUACUACCUGUGCUCAAGGAUGCUGGACAAAGGACAUACUUAGAAUUAAAGUAAAAUAUACUCACUUGUCAGUUUAUUAGGUACACCUAGCUAAUUGGACCUGAUGCAGUCCAAUACAAAACAGCAAUAAAGCGUACCUUAUGAAGUUCAUAGUGUUCAGUUUGUGUUAUGUUCACUGCUGUUUGUGUCUUUUAACAGGACCACUUUUCAGUAAAAUGUCCUUCUAGCACAGAGAAAUAUUUCUCUUAUUGACCCUUCUUUUUUUUUUUAUGAAACGGCUGGACAAAAUAAUGGAAACAUCUCUGUGUCACACAAAACUGCAGCCUCCAAAAUGAGUCUAAGUUUAUUUCUAAAACAACAAAAAACGACUAUAAGUCUGCAUAAGUUCUAACUAGGUUUACCUAAUAAACUGACAACAGAACCUGAUUGUUUAUGAGGACGUUCAAGUGAUCAAAUCUUGAGAAUUAAAGUUCUUGACCUUGAAAUCAGCAGUUGAGAAAACAAUCUUAGCUGAAGUCCAUUUAGUUACUGUGCUCAGAAAAAACAUUUCUACAACGUCUCCAUUUCAAUAAGGGAAACACGACCUGCUGAUGAAGGUCAAUCUCUACAACUAAUAAACUAACCUUUUGUUGAGGUAACUUUUUUAUUGGGAACAGUUCAGUGUUCCUGACUGUUUCCCUUUUUAUUCUAAGCACAGCUUCUGCUGUACAUUCGUAUAAUUUUCAGUCAGAGAUGACUCACUAACAGCGACCUAUUAAAAGACCAGGGUAGGGGACAGAGUCCUGCUCAGGGCCAUUAUUGCAAACCCGCACACACCCACGCCCACAAAGCUCUGAACCAGACUCGACCUGUUACCCGCAAUUAUCACCAAGUCAAAUCAAGACCUGCGACACGACCCAUCACCUGUAAUUAAACACACAUGCUACAUAUACAUCCACUCACAUUAAAUGGGUUAUGGCCUCUUUUUCCUCCCGUUGGUUGAGUUGUGGCAUUAAACGUUGUGGCUGUCAAACGGCAAUACAUCGUGGCUCUUUUUACUAGCAAAAGUUCUACUGUGAACGUAUUCACCACCAGCUAUUUCUGUCUUUGAUGUGAUUCAUCUUCAUGUACUGUACAAGCGACUUCCCUGUGGGCAGUGACAUUUAUUUUCAUGGAAGUGAAGGUGUACACAACAAAACAAAUCCUUGUAGCUGACUAGCUGAUUUAUCCGUUAAAAAAAAGAACUGCACAAUUGUUUUGAUUUCUGAUUGCUCAUUCUCAUCUGAUUUCUCUUUAAACCCCUGCCUGUGAACUUAUAUGAAAAUAUUUUUAAACGUUACUCAACCCCUCCGCAGGUUACCCGUCGGCGACCCGACCCGGUGCAGGACUCUAGUAGGGGAUACGUUCAUGCUGGUGCAGUACACCACCACUCACUGCUUGUACGACUAUGUCACCACACCGCUGAUGACUAAGCAUGUCUGCCCAGGAUCACUGGUGCAUCUAACUGCUUUAUCAUUUAAACUUGAACAAGUAAAAAUACAUUCUUAUAUCAACAGUUGAGAAUAUAUAGUGCAAUACAACUGAGAUGCCUGUGCAUGUUUAAUUUAGAGCAGUAAUACUGGGCAGGAACUUCUUUUUCUGUGACAGUGGUACAAACCACACCAGUCACACUGUGGAGUAUUAAAGCUUUUAACAGUUAUCAGCGCAUGUUAAUGGUCUGGAAACUUCACAUCCAAGUAGUGAACAAUCCUAAAGUUAAAAUUUUUUAAAAAACAGGACGGGCCUCUAGCUAUAACUGUCACAUUAAGCAUGACUACAUGGGAACCAGGAAUGCAUCUUCUGCUGCUUGUUACAUACGUAAAAAAAAAAUUUGGUCCAAGCCCGCCCACAUUUCCACAUCUUGUAAAUUUGUACGACUAAAUGCUGCAUUUAGUUUUUCUAUUAUAGGAACAAACAUGUCUGUAUUUCUGAGUAUUUGAAGCAACAUUUUUUAGAUUUUGUAUGUUUUGUUGUUUGUACUGAUCUGUCAAUGAGGCAUUACAUACCGAGAAAAUAUCCCUGAACUGGCUGUAUUAUAAGGUUUUACCUGUACAUUAUGAAAAUCAAUGAGGUAGUGGUUUAUCUUUACUAUACACUUAACCUGUUGGUACAUUGUUUUAUCUACAUGUCAGCAUGGUGCAAACCUCCAUACGAGGGUCGAUCUGAAUUGAAUCAAUCAUAAGGUCAUUGAUUUUCUUGUAACAGUUUUUAUAAUUCAUCUUGAAUCAAAUAUUUGAGAAUGAAGCCGGCCGACCUACCAGUAAUUAAAUACUCUUCUUUAUAGUUUGACCUAAAUGAAGAACCAGCGUAUUGAGCCGAACCCCACUGAAGCCUUUACCGACUUCAUGACCAUGUCAGUAAUGUGGGUUGAUCUGCAAGCUUAUCCCCAAUGCACUAACCCUUUAGUUAUUUGUUUGUGCUAAUACUGUUGGAAGUUUAAGAGACUAGAAAGAUGUUAACAUCAGUGCAGAUUAAAGAAAUGUUAUUCAUCCUUCCAUAUCUUUAAACAACUAAAACAAACUAUUUGCUAACUUUCAUAAUUGUUUUCGUUUGCUGACAGUCUUGAAGGUGUCACUGUUUUAAAAAAUGGAUUUUGAGUUUUAACCUUUAAUCUAGCACAUCUUUCUUACUGAUGUUAUUUCAAGUCAUCUUUAUAGUUUUAAUAAUGUACUUUGCACAGAGAUCUUGUUUGAUUUUUAGUUUCUUUUUUUUCUUUUAACUCAUGUCCUUCAUAUGCACACAAUUCUGAAGGCCACAGUGGUUUAUUUAAAUGAUUCUAUUCAUCUAUUGUUAGAAGAUUGCUUGGAUUAUUUCUCUAGUGAGGGCAUGGUUAAGCAUUUUUGAAUAUGGUGAUGCUGUAGCAUGGGACUGCAGAGAACGUGUAUGCAACAGUGGUUUAAUAAAACCUUGUUCUGUUCCUUAA